CUGCUGCCGCCGCCGCCGCCGCCGCCGCCUCCUCUCUCCGGCGACCGCUGCUUCUGACACCUUGCAGCUUGUUGCCAGCGGUCCGGCAUGAGGUUCGCGGGGUGGUACCUGAAGAUCGCCGCCGGCGGCGCGGCCAUAGGCGCCUGCAUGGAGCUGUUCAUGAUCCACACCGGCUUCUAUGAGCAGGUUACGAUGCUAGAGUCGGAAAAAAGAGCUUGGGAAAGCAGUCCAGAAGCACAAGCUAUGAGAGAGGCCUUGAAUCCAUGGCACAAGCGUGAUGAAAAGGGUGAUGAAAAAGAGAAAUGAUAGGCACAAGCUAUUAUCGGUCCUCCUUUCAAGUAAUUGCACUCCCAUCCUUCAGCUGUAUCGUAGUCCCUUGAACGAGGCAAUAUGGAAUGCAGCAUUUUUUGCAGUUGUCGAAACAUGUACCCUUUAUCUCUGGGAUUGCUGGUUGGCAGCUUCCAGCUAUUUUCUAAAAGAGAUUGCCCAUA
Messenger RNA from Lolium rigidum, 491 nucleotides. RefSeq lists its product as uncharacterized. The record is from RefSeq and is a predicted model, not a curated record. The transcript is spliced from 3 exons. The coding region runs from base 88 to 306 and encodes 72 amino acids. NCBI's taxonomy places the organism in Eukaryota, Viridiplantae, Streptophyta, Magnoliopsida, Poales, Poaceae.